Messenger RNA from Gadus chalcogrammus (walleye pollock), 3863 nucleotides. Its product is annotated as protein kinase C epsilon type-like. Gene Ontology annotation, molecular function: diacylglycerol-dependent serine/threonine kinase activity; ATP binding. Gene Ontology annotation, biological process: protein phosphorylation. The transcript is spliced from 15 exons. Bases 991 to 3291 code for a protein of 766 amino acids. The record is from RefSeq and is a predicted model, not a curated record. NCBI's taxonomy places the organism in Eukaryota, Metazoa, Chordata, Actinopteri, Gadiformes, Gadidae.
UCAGCCCUGCCAGCCUCACAGCCAAACUGACGUGUUUUGCGCAUUUCCUGCACCGUCGUCCAGAGCGAGAGAGAGAGAGGGAGCUCUGUAGGGGGAGGCAGAGCAAAGAGGAGGUAGAUCCACAGCACACACAGGAAGUCAAAGCUCCAGCCGCAACAGGGGACACAUAGAGACACCGAGGAGAGACGAUAGAUUAAAAUAUAAGAAGCCAGUAAGCCAUCACAGCAGCGGGGUGUUGCUCCUGUUGGAUCCCGGGUCCCGUUCGUGCAGCUCGGCGAGACAUUCCAGAUGUCCCACGGCUGAGGAGGCGGCCGGAGCCUCCCACACAGCCUGCGACCAGACAUAACGGACUGGCUUUGAUUUCUCGGAGGUAAAAGCCCCCUAAAGCAAUCGUAGCCUGGUCCUAUUGUCCGUCAUAUAAAGGAUUUAGUGUAUGAAGCUGUUGGUAUUUGGACCCAAUGGACGUGUCUGCUUCCUGCGAUUCGUUUUCUCCAAGUCCUCCAGAGGCGGUGGGCUGCACGUCGCUGCGUCUCCACUGUUGUUGUGGAUGGGCGGACGCGAGCUUGAUCGGGCUGUAUGGAAUAUGAAUAAAGCCCCACGUCGCAUAUCUUGUCAGUGCACAUCGUUGAAGGACACUUGCAUAGCAAAUCAGAGCAAAUCGCCUAACUUAUUGUGUUUGUUUACUUUAUGCCGUUCUCUUAUCCAGCUGUGGUGUCGGAUUGAGUGAGCCAGAGGAUCUCACGCUCUGCUGUCCAUUCAGCUGGAAGGAAUAUACAGUGAGCCUGCAGAGGACCGGCGGUCGGAACAGUCGUGCUAUUCAUACCUUGGCCUAGGAGAGCAAAGGACACGAUCCGCUCCAAGCGCACCAGUUGCAUCACACAUCCAUAUUCUCCUCCUCCUCCUUCUACUCCUUGCCGGUGGAUUGAAACAGGCGGAUUUUUUUAUAUUGUUAACUAAACAACCGUGUUGUGUUGUUUCAUCUGAACUACCAUGGUGGUUUUUAAUGGGUUACUGAAGAUCAAGAUCCGGGAGGCGUUGGACCUCAAACCUACAGCUUGGUCCCUGCGACAUGCCGUUGGUCCUAAGACGCAGACGUUCAUGUUGGACACCUAUAUCGCUCUGAACGUGGACGACUCCAGAGUGGGCCAGACGUCCACCAAGCAGAAGACCAACAGCCCGGCGUGGAACGACGAGUUCAAGACCGAGGUCUGCGAGGGGAGGAAAAUAGAGCUGUCGGUUUUCCACGACGCGCCCAUUGGUUAUGACGACUUCGUGGCCAAUUGUACAAUACAGUUUGAAGACAUCCUGCACAAUGGGAGCAAACACUUCGAAGACUGGAUCGACUUGGAGCCAGAGGGGAAGGUGUACGUGGUCAUUGACCUCUCCGGUUCCUCCAGCGAAGCGGCGGCAGUCUCCAGUGAGAAUGAGGAGCGUGUGUUCCGGGAGCGCAUGCGGCCCAGGAAAAGACAGGGGGCCGUGCGGCGGAGGGUCCACCAGGUCAACGGACACAAGUUCAUGGCCACCUACCUCCGCCAGCCCACCUACUGCUCCCACUGCAGGGACUUCAUCUGGGGAGUCAUCGGAAAGCAGGGCUACCAGUGUCAAGUGUGCACGUGCGUGGUCCAUAAGCGCUGCCAUGAGCUGAUCAUCACCAAGUGCGCUGGGAUGAAGAAACAGGAGGUCACUGAGGAGGAGCCCGUUGGUUCCCAGAGGUUCAGUGUGAACAUGCCCCACAAGUUCAGCAUCCACAACUUCAAGGUGCUCACCUUCUGCGAUCACUGUGGCUCUCUGCUCUGGGGUCUGCUGCGACAGGGCCUCCAGUGUAAAGUAUGUAAAGUGAACGUACACAGGCGCUGUGAGAGCAACGUUGCGCCCAACUGCGGCGUGGACGCCAGGGGCAUCGCCAAAGUGCUCUCUGACCUUGGGGUGACCCCAGACAAGAUCUCCAGUAGUGCCGCUCGACGGAAAAAGCUUCAUCAAGGACAGGACUCCCAGCAGCCACUGCCCAUCAGCCCACAGACAGUAGAGGACCGCUCCCGGUCCGCCCCCACGUCUCCAUGUGACCCGGCAGACCUGAAGGAGUUGGAGAACAUCCGGAAAGCCUUAUCCCUUGACCACCGCGGCCCCGAACACAAGAAGCAUCCAGUCGCUCUCACUUCCUCCGUUCCCACGGCAACGAGCGACCAUGGGGGAGGAGGAGGCGGAGUUGGCUGCGGCGAGACUGGGGGCGAAGGCAAGGAGAACGGAGAGGUUAAAGGUCACGACGCCCCAGAGAUCAAGAGGAUGGCCCUUAAGGAUUUUCGGUUUAUCAAAGUCCUUGGAAAGGGUAGCUUUGGAAAGGUGAUGCUGGCGGAGCAGAAGGGGAGUGACGAGGUGUUCGCGGUGAAGGUGCUGAAGAAGGACGUGAUCCUGCAGGACGACGAUGUGGACUGCACCCUGACCGAGAAACGCAUCCUGGCCCUGGCCCGCAAACACCCCUACCUCACCCAGCUGUACUGCUGCUUCCAGACCAGGGACAGGUUGUUCUUUGUGAUGGAGUACGUGAACGGAGGCGACCUGAUGUUCCAGAUCCAGAGGUCCAGGAAGUUCGACGAGGCCCGCUCCCGCUUCUACGCCGCCGAGGUCACGUCGGCCCUGAUGUUCCUCCACCGCAACGGGGUCAUCUACAGAGACCUGAAGCUGGACAACAUCCUGCUCGACGCAGAGGGCCACUGUAAGCUGGCCGACUUCGGCAUGUGCAAGGAGGGUAUCCUGGAUGGGGUCACCACCGCCACCUUCUGCGGCACACCAGACUACAUUGCACCCGAGAUCCUCCAGGAGCUGGACUACGGCCCCUCAGUGGACUGGUGGGCCCUUGGGGUCCUGAUGUACGAGAUGAUGGCGGGCCAGCCCCCCUUUGAGGCGGACAAUGAGGACGACCUGUUUGAGUCCAUCCUCCACGACGACGUGCUGUACCCCGUGUGGCUGGGCAAGGAGGCCGUGUCCAUCCUCAAGGCGUUCAUGACCAAGAGUCCCACCAAGCGGCUGGGCUGCGUGCUGGCUCACGGGCUGGAGGACGCCAUCAAACUGCACCCCUUCUUCAAAGAGAUAGACUGGACCCUGCUGGAGCAGAGAAAAGUCAGGCCCCCCUUUAAACCACGUAUCAAAACCAAAAGGGACGUGAACAACUUUGACCAGGACUUCACGCGAGAGGACCCGGUUCUGACGCCCGUGGAAGACGCCAUCAUCAAGCAGAUCAACCAAGACGAGUUUAAGGGCUUCUCCUACUUCGGAGAGGAAGCUCUGGCAUAGAUGCUUGCCUGCCACACACAGACACAUGCUCACACACAUGCAUCAAGACUCACACACAGACACAGACGCACAAACACACAUAAACACAUGCACCCUAACACUCACACACAAACCCAUGCAAACACACACACACACACACACACACACCUAUUUGUACACAGACAUGCAAACACGAACAAACAAACACAAUAAAUCCCACUUACGCACACACAUGCAGUGUCCCUGAAACAGUGCUGAAGGAAGCAACACAGACCUCUGAAAUGAGACGUCUUUCAAUCCAGGAAUCAAGACUAUCAAGACAGGAAUCAAGACAGAGACUAGUCAGGUCUCCGUGAGGCCUGACUAGUCUCUGUAUAGCCCAAGCAGCCCCCCCCCUCCUCUUCCUCCUCCUCCUUCUCAUAUGUGGUGAGAAUAUCUCAUCAUCUUUAUCCAUUCAUUUUUUGAGACAUCAUGAGGGAGAGAGAGAGAGAGAGACACACACAUACACACACAGUGAGAGAGAGAGAGAGAGAGAGAGAGAGAGAGAGAGAGAGAGAGAGAGAGAGAGAGAGAGAGAGAGAGAGAGAGAGAGA